This is a messenger RNA of Emiliania huxleyi CCMP1516, 1125 nucleotides long. RefSeq lists its product as hypothetical. Gene Ontology annotation, molecular function: carbohydrate binding; beta-galactosidase activity. The coding region runs from base 1 to 1125 and encodes 374 amino acids. NCBI's taxonomy places the organism in Eukaryota, Haptophyta, Isochrysidales, Noelaerhabdaceae. Gene Ontology annotation, biological process: lactose catabolic process. The record is from RefSeq and is a predicted model, not a curated record. The transcript is spliced from 6 exons. Gene Ontology annotation, cellular component: beta-galactosidase complex.
AUGGUGGCGACCGCCGCGAGCGGGAUGCAGCCGGCGAGGCGAGGUGGCAGGCCGUCCCGUUUGCUGUUUGAAACGCCUGACUCGAAGCUGCCCGUCGAGUUCGACAUCACGCGCCACGUCUCGCGCGGCGAGAGCUGCCUCAUCGCCCUAUUUGUCCUCUGCUGGUGCGACGGUGCAUACCUCGAGGACCAAGACAUGUGGUGGCUCGCCGGCAUCACGCGCGACGUCUACCUCUACUCGCGGCCGUCGCUGCACGUGCGCGACUUCGCUGUCCGCACACGCAUCGACGCCGUCGGCGACGGCUUUGGCGCAGGCCUAGUCGAGGGCACAGACCUCGCCGCGCCGCCCGUCGCCGCCGCGAGGGUGAGCGCGCCGCUGUGCCGGGCGGGCGGCAAGGUCGGCGCUUUGGUGCACGCGGCGCUGCGGGUGCCGGCGGGGCAGGCUCUCCCGUGGAGCGCCGAGACGCCGUCGCUGUACACUCUGCUGCUGACGCUGCGCGACGCGGCCGGGUCCGUGGUGGAGGUGCUCGCGCAGCGGAGCGCGGCAGUGUGGGAGAUCCGGGCUGGCGAGCGCGCCGCCCCGCUGCGCGUCGGGUUCGUCGCGGCGCUGACGCGCGCGGCUGCGAGCCGCGUCCGGUGGCACGGGCUAGGCCCACACGAGAGCUACCCGGACCGGAUGGCGGGGGCGCGCGUCGGAGUGUGGGACGGCAGCGUGGCCGCACAGACGCACAGGUACUGCCGCCCGCAGGAGAAUGGCAACAAGAUGGGCACGCGCUGGAUGGCGCUCAGUGACGCCGCCGGCUCGGCGGGGCUGCUCGUCGUCUCGCGGCGGGGCGCGCCGCUGCCGAUGCAGUGCCACCACUUUGCGCUCGACGACUUCGACGUGCGGCCCGGCUCGGCGGUGCCCGAGGUGCGGCACGGGGGCUCGCUGCAGGAGGCGCCGUGGACGACGCUCUGCAUCGACGGCGCGCACGCCGGCGUCGGCGGCAUCGACUCGUGGGGCUCGCAGCCGCUGCCGCAGCACCGGCUCUCGCUCGAGCAGCCGGUGGAGUGGGCGUUUGCGCUGCGCCCCUUCAGCCCGGAGGAGGAGGUGGCGCUGCCGGACCUGGUGAGGGCGCUGGCGUGA